Phaedon cochleariae (mustard beetle) is the source of this 1508-nucleotide messenger RNA. NCBI's taxonomy places the organism in Eukaryota, Metazoa, Arthropoda, Insecta, Coleoptera, Chrysomelidae. The record is from the annotation of a GenBank genome assembly.
ACAAACAGAAAAGAAGUUUUCAUACUUUCCACGCAAUUUGAGUCGACAUCCAUGUUCGUUUACAUGAAUGUAUUUUAGAUAGUAACAACAGAUAUAACACUGGGAUUGCGACCGAUUAACAAAGAUAUUCAGUCUGUGUGGUAGACUGGUAGGAACGGGCUUACUGGCUUUAGUCGGUUGUCCGGUGUCCUUGACCUCUUCUCGGUUCAAAAUACAAGAUACCCCAGAGAACGAGUUUAUCUCUAACCAACUUUGAUAUCCGACGAAUAUACUGCAUCAACUGAUUUCUUUUCGUUUUCUUGAGGUGGCAGGUGUAGAAGUGAGGAUUUCGCCAGAAAUGUCCACAGCAAUAGCCACGAAUGGUCAUGGUUCUAACAUCGAACAAGAGGACUUCAAGACGCAUGUGUUUGGUGGUGCCAUUUCUGGUGAGUAUACAGAGAUUCUGAGAAUCAUGCAAACGGAACAAGUGGAAGACGAAUCAAAAACAUGCGGCAAGAUUCUCAUCGUUUUGUCAUGGAUAGUGGUCUGUCUGACUAUGCCCUUCUCCCUCAUGGUCUGUUUCAAGGUGGUGCAAGAGUACGAAAGGGCAGUAAUAUUUCGAUUAGGACGACUUCUUUCCGGUGGCGCUAAGGGACCAGGAAUCUUCUUCAUAUUACCAUGCAUCGAUGCUUACGCUAGAGUGGACCUGAGAACAAGGACAUACGAUAUCCCACCACAAGAGGUGCUGACCAAAGACAGCGUGACGGUGUCUGUGGACGCGGUAGUGUACUACCGGGUGUCCAACGCCACCGUGUCCAUCGCCAACGUGGAGAACGCACACCAUUCGACCAGGUUGCUCGCGCAGACCACGCUGCGCAACAUCAUGGGCCAGCGGCCGCUGCACGAGAUCCUCAGCGAGCGCGAGAGCAUCUCCCAGCACAUGAAGGCGCUGCUGGACGAGGCGACGGAUUCGUGGGGCAUCAACGUGGAAAGGGUCGAAAUCAAGGACGUUCGACUGCCGGUACAGCUGCAGAGGGCCAUGGCAGCUGAGGCAGAGGCAGCUCGAGAGGCCCGCGCUAAGGUCAUCGCAGCUGAGGGUGAGCAGAAGGCUUCCAGGGCUCUGAGGGAGGCAUCUGAGGUCAUUGGCGAUUCACCAGCUGCCCUACAGCUACGCUAUCUGCAGACAUUGAAUACAAUAUCUGCUGAGAAGAAUUCAACUAUAGUGUUCCCUCUACCCAUUGAUAUGCUAACAUAUUUUAUGAAAGCUAAAGAAGCAUCGAAACAUUCAGAAAAAUAAAUAAUAUGCAUUUUUGUCGAUAGUUGAUAGCAUUUGAUAGUUAAGCUUUGUAGAGUAUAGGUAAGGAAUUAAAAAUCCUAUAGUAUGUUUUGUCAUUUUGAGGGCACUAAAUGAAAAUACACUAUGGAUUUUACCGAUGUAUCUAGCACAUAAUAUGAACACAAGUUGGUAUUUUCAUCUAUAGGUUUGUUACGUGUGGAAUGUAUUUUCUGAAAUAAAUGUUUCAAUCUUA